UCUCAACAUUACUCAAAAAUAAAAAAAACCAAUCCAAUUAAUUCAUCCUUCCAUUUUUCAAUUAAUCAUUCCCAAAUUAUGUCGAAGAGGAGUAGAGACGUCGCCGGCGAUGGCGACGACGCCUCCGCCGUGGCCAACUUCCUAAUGCUAUUAUCCGCCGCCGCUGCCGCACACAGCAGCGGCAACAGAGUCCUUGCAGGUGAAGAUUCAUCGCGAAUCUUCACAUGCAAGACUUGCGACAGGCAGUUCCCAUCGUUCCAGGCGCUCGGCGGCCACCGCGCCAGCCACAAGAAGCCGCGGCUGGGCGGUGGAGAGCCGCCGUCGCCGCCGAAGCCGAAAACGCACGAGUGCGGCAUUUGCGGGCAGGAAUUCCCGUUAGGUCAAGCCCUUGGAGGCCAUAUGAGGAAGCACAGAGCGGCCUUGGUUGAUCAGAACCACCAUGAGGCGGCGGCGGCGGCGCCGCCGCCGUUCGCGCUUUUUCCGGUGGUGAAGAAAGCCAACAGCAGGAGGAUUUUCUCUCUCGAUCUCAAUUUGACUCCGUUAGAGAACCAUUAUUUUUUUGUUGAUUCUUCACAAAUAUAAUUAGUUCUUAAUUUACAUUUUUUUGGUAUUUUUUGUAUAUGUUGUUUCAUUUCUUUUUAAAUAGGAAUAUUGAUUUUUUCAAGUA
This is a messenger RNA of Salvia splendens (bonfire salvia), 667 nucleotides long. RefSeq names its product zinc finger protein ZAT12. The transcript has a single exon. Bases 79 to 582 code for a protein of 167 amino acids. NCBI's taxonomy places the organism in Eukaryota, Viridiplantae, Streptophyta, Magnoliopsida, Lamiales, Lamiaceae. The record is from RefSeq and is a predicted model, not a curated record.